CGCGCAGGCGCAGCGGGGCGGCGGUGGGUGCGGGUCGGGGCGGGGGCGCGGAUGGCGGCCGGGCCGCGCGAUGCUGCGCUGGGUCGUGGCCGUGCUCAGCCACUCCUGCUUUGUCCCCAGGGACGGCUCCAUGUUCUAUGCAGUGCGCAAGGGCCGGCGGACCGGCGUCUACCGCACCUGGGCGGAGUGCCAGGAGCAGGUGAACAAGUUCCCCUCCGCUAGUUUCAAGAAGUUCGCCACCGAGAAGGACGCCUGGAGCUUCGUGCGCGCCGGCCAGCCGGGGCCGCAGCAGCCCGAGCCCGCAGGGGCAUUUGGUCCUCCAGCUGUAACACAAGAAAGUGGUAGCUGGAGAGAGGAACCAGAAUUAAAUACCGUGUUUUACAGUACAUAUAAAAGGCCACAUGAACAGUCUACAAACGAAGAGCAGAUUCCAAAGCGUGUAAAGCACGAUGAAGUACACUCAGCAUGCUCAACACCAACAGUCAGUGAAGAUAAGUUUUCAUAUAUGGGGGACUUUGCAGUUGUUUAUACAGAUGGUUGUUGCACUGGUAAUGGACGUAACAGGGCACGUGCUGGAAUAGGUGUCUACUGGGGACCAGGCCACCCUUUAAAUACCAGUGAAAGACUUCCUGGACGGCAGACUAAUCAAAGAGCAGAAAUCCAUGCAGCCUGCAAAGCAAUAGAGCAAGCCAAGAGUCAAAACAUCAAGAAAUUAAUAAUCUACACUGAUAGCAAGUUUACCAUUAAUGGUAUUACGAGCUGGGUUGACAACUGGAAAACAAAUGGUUGGAGAACAAGUUCAGGGGGAAGUGUAAUAAACAAAGAAGAUUUUGAAAGACUUGAUAACCUAACAAAAGACAUAGAAAUCCAGUGGAUGCAUGUUCCUGGCCAUGCUGGCUUCCGAGGAAAUGAAGAAGCUGAUAGACUAGCAAGGGAAGGAGCUUGUCAACCAAAGUGCUGAUGUCCUGGGACUAGAGACUGCUGCACUGGGAGGAAAAGGCCUAACAUGGCAGCAACAACUUGAACUGCUGUAAUUGUUUUGGAGUUGAACUUUGAGCUGUACUUCUUUCUGGCCUGAAGCACUAAAUAUAAACCAACUUCUAGGAAGGAAAAACCCAUAUUUUCUUCUAUGGCAUUUGUUUUACAGUUGAGACAAUAUUUAGUUGAUGAUACUGAGUAUUUGUUUAUUCUCCAUCUAUUGGAAGGGCUGUGGUCAGUGUUUCUAGCUGUCUUGAGUACUCAUGAGUUUACCUUAAAGACAGGCUUCUGAAGAAGUGAUUUUAAA
Molecule: messenger RNA, 1285 nt
Organism: Oenanthe melanoleuca
Lineage: Eukaryota; Metazoa; Chordata; Aves; Passeriformes; Muscicapidae
Gene: RNASEH1
Product: ribonuclease H1
Exons: 8
Coding region: 71-961 (296 amino acids)
Biological process (GO): DNA replication, removal of RNA primer
Molecular function (GO): nucleic acid binding; RNA-DNA hybrid ribonuclease activity; magnesium ion binding
Source: RefSeq, a predicted model, not a curated record